GGUUCAGAGGCGGAGCUAUCAUAGUGUGUGUGUGUGGUUUUGUGUGGUUUUUUUUUUAUUUCUUCCCCGACAACCGGCAGCCAAUUUCUUAGCAGCGCUUUCGAUCUUGGCGCGCAAGCUGUUGGUUCUCCCUCAGCCUUCCCGCAUCUUUUUCUCUCUCUCUCUCUCCGCUGCUCCCUGCGCGGAAUUGCCAUGGCUGUCUGGAGCGGGUCUGGUUCCGUCCCGGCAACCUUGGUCAGGCCCAGCUUGACCUCCGUCUCUUCGGGAGAGGUGCAGAGCCUUCGGACGUGCAACUGCGAGAUGGCGGUGUUACCGCUGCGGCAGCUGCUCUCCCUACAGCCAGACUCCUUUCUACUGCAAGGGGACACACUGGCGGUGCUGAGUCCGCUCCACCUCCGGCCCGGAGGCGGCUUCACGGUGAUAAGCGACGGGUUUUUCCAGCUGGAUGGCCGGCAGCAGUGCAGGCUCACUGGCUACUUCAAGAGGCACAUAGAGUUGAAUAGCCAUCAUGAUUACAAAAACUACAGAGAGACUAUAUUGGGUCGAUCAUUGGUGUUUAUCAUUAACGUCAGAACAAAAUAUAAUUCUUCAAAAGAAAAAACGUACGCUUUGCUUGUGAAUACUCGACACCCAAAGAUGAGAAAGCAAAUCGAGAACAGCAUGAAUAAUGUAAUAUCAUCCGUGUUUGGGGAAAGCUAUAAGCUUCAGUUUAACUUCCAAGAUGUUGUAAAGAAGUUUUUUCCUUCAAACACCUAUCUGGUUCAUGAAGAAAGUUUAAGUUUCUCCUAUGAGUUCAAAACUGAUGCCUUAUUCGAUUUCUUUUAUUGGUUUGGGAUCAGCAAGAGAACUGUUUCAAUGAAUGGGAAAGUACUUAAUUUAUCAAGCACCAAUCCAGAGAAGAAAGAAAUUAUAACUAAGUUUCUGGAUAAAAUGAGUGAACCAAAUUUGCGUUUAAACAGCUUUUCAGACAGGAAGUUCAGCAUUAUCUCUAGAGUUUCAAUAGAUGAUGUGUUUAAUGGCAACUUGACAUCACAAUCAACUUGGAUGGAUUCUCCUUUAGCUCUCUGGACAGUUUCAGGGUCUCAGAAGUCUGGAGACAGGUCAAGUAUCGAAGUCUGAUUUUCUUAACAUCGAGAAAGAUAUAUUGAAAAAAGAAGGAAGAUAACCACACUGGGAUUAUCUUAUUGCAGAAUGCAAGGAAUUUCUGCCUUCUGUGGCAAAUAAUAGGAUGUAUCUGCAUUCUAUGUUGCUUUCGUUGAUUUCAGGGCAAGACUCCUGAUUACUAAAGGGUUAUUUACAGACCUGGUUCUACAUUUAACAUUAAAGGCUGUUGAAGCCUAGAAUUAUUGGUAUUGCAGUUAUCCGUAUAGGUAGAAUGAUUUUAAAUCCUGGAUUAUUUCAUCAGUUUCUAAAUAACUGUCAGGUUUUCAGAAUCAUGGAAAAAUACAUUAUUUUUGUGAUUGCUCCAACAUUUAUCAUACCCUGGCAAGUUGUUAAUUCCAAACAGCUUUGAAUUGUAAGUAGCUAUGACAGAUAGUACUAUGAAUUGUACUUGGGUUUGGGUUUUUUUGGUAAAAUGGAUGGUAUAGAACUGGCAAGAGGAAUACUCAAAUCCAUGUCCUUUGAUCCAGAAGUCAACUGCUAUCAGAGUUUGGUUGUAUUCUGGCUUGGAAAACAUUGCUGCAUGGCUUUUCACUUAUUGGGCAUUAUUUUCACCAGGGUUGUAGUGUGC
Molecule: messenger RNA, 1732 nt
Organism: Thamnophis elegans (Western terrestrial garter snake)
Lineage: Eukaryota; Metazoa; Chordata; Lepidosauria; Squamata; Natricidae
Gene: MEDAG
Product: mesenteric estrogen dependent adipogenesis
Exons: 5
Coding region: 193-1119 (308 amino acids)
Cellular component (GO): cytoplasm
Source: RefSeq, a predicted model, not a curated record